Molecule: messenger RNA, 2217 nt
Organism: Durusdinium trenchii
Lineage: Eukaryota; Dinophyceae; Suessiales; Symbiodiniaceae
Source: the annotation of a GenBank genome assembly
CAGGGGCUUCCGGGGAACUCGUGUGUGAAGAGUGGUGCAACUCGUGCGGACGGAGAAGCCGGGAGUGGGGAAGCCGGAAGAUGCGCCAUGACGGUCGUCCUAGCGGCCUUGGCGGAGGCGUUGCACUCGCCCUUGAUGGAGCGAUGCUUCGUGGGAUCUUUGGGCUAUAGCAAAUGCUGCCGCUUGGCUGAGAGUGCCUGGAUGAAGGAGGUGCUUCAGCCCAUGUGUUGGGAGCAGCGAGAUGCCAACUUCGAGAACUGUUGUUAUUUUCACUACGGGCCCAAGAUUCGUGGGCUACCCUAUCAGCUGGAGGAGGCAGAGGAGGCCGAGUUUGAGCUGCCGAAGGUCGGACGGAUGAGACUGAGGCAACACCCGCAGCUGAACUUGGAGUUCUGGCCGGCGGGGUGGAUCUUUGCGCGCUUGGUCUCCGGGAUCCCCGAGGCUCAACGGUUGGCAGAUGCCUUUGGCUGGUCAGAAGCUGCGGAAGCCUUGAGCCGCUUGCCCCACCGCCGUCCACUGCGGAUGCUGGACGUCUCUUGUGGCUUCGGGCUGAGCACCAUCGCUGCGGCGGCCAAGGGCCACAACGUGACUGCGACCGAGGUGUCCUCGAAGCUCUUGAGGAUCGCAGGCCGCAAUGUCCUGUCCAAUGGCCUGCGUGGCGUGCAGUUUCGACAGUGGGACGUGCUGAAGGUGCCACAUUGGCGGUCCGCGCAGAGAUUUGAUCUUUGUUUGCUGGACCUCACUCACUUCAACAUCUUCUAUCGUCAGAAGUCACUGGGUGAAGACGUCUCUGGUUUGUCGCCGCCUAUCGGGCAGGUAUUGCCCAUCGUGGUGCGACACGUUCGACAGCUGGGCGGCUGCACACUGAUGGCCUUUGCUGUCGUGGAGUCCAAUGGAAGGAGAGUCAUUGAUGAGCGCCUGCCGGAAGAGAUGGGUUAUUCCAACUUCACGGCGGCAUUACUUGCAGCCUUGGAGCGAUUGCCUGAAGAAAGUGGCCACAUUGACCGUCGUCGCCCGAUGGUGAGCCCGCUAGGCUGGUUGGAGAGAGUGGGAUGGACUCCACCCAUCUUCUACCACCUCGUACUCUGGUAAAGCACCCUUCGCAAGCAGCCAGGCCAAACAGCUCUCGGACUUCAAGCUGCUGCUGCCGGGGCUCCUUGACAGCCAAAGCUUUUCGCUGCUUGACUGGAGUGGAGUGGGGGCAUUGCACGGGAUCGGAUUCAGGACGGGUGGGCCUGGUGGGUGUGGCGGUGGUGGACCUGGGGAGUUGGGUUGAGUAUGAGUGAGUGUAUGAGUUGGGGUUCUCCAUGCUUGCAAAGAAACGUUCUUGGAUGUUCAAAAUAUUUUCCACUCUUGUUGAAUUGAAAAUUGCCCAGCUUGAUCGAUAGCUAUAGGUGGCGCCCAAGGCUACUGCGGCUAGUAGCCUCUUCCGCAUUUUUUCAAGCAGUGCACCGAAGAGGCUUGGGAGUUGAAGGUGGAGCUGUCCUUCCGCCUCUGGCAGGGAUGCCAGCGGAAGAGGCUCAUCGACAGCCAGAGCUUUGCGCUGCUUGACCUGCAUGACAAAUACAUGUGGCCUUGCUGGAGGUAAGGGCUUGACCCUGCUGAAAACAGCUUGGGUAGGUGUCUGGGUACGAGUGCUAUGACGCCGGCGUACACAGGCCACCCGAAUCCGGCUCGCUGGAUGGCGUCUUCUCCGAGCGGACAAGGUGCCAGAAGGCGGAGGAACUCUGGUUCUUCAAGGUUUUGAUCCUCAACUUUGCUGGGAGAGGACCGGCCUAUUUGUUCCCAACGAAGAAGGUCGGACCGUCAGUAGAGUCCAAGCAGCCUUCGCUGAGAGGGAGAAGACAGUAGAUCUGAGACGAGGAUCACCGGAGAUCUCGAGAUUUUGUGAAGAAGUCUAGGGGUGAAAAAACGACCAGCUUCAGUUGCCCAGCUUCAGUUGUGGUUUGUCACAGGAUCACUGGGUGUUGCCCCGAGCCACUUGGGUUGCUUCAACUAGUCCAUUUCAGAGCAACACGGCUGGUAGCUGAUGCCUUCGCACCUCGUGUGUUCGAUAUUGCUUCAUGCUCCAAAGGAGAGGCUGGCACUAGGUUUCCCCAAAUGCGGACGCGCGUCGUGGCUGGACUUACUUCACGCUCAGCUCUAGCUAUUCACGUGUUCACUCAUGUUUAUUUGUGGCAUCGUGUAGCUUGUUGCACUUCUUUGGACAAUCCAAAC